Molecule: messenger RNA, 375 nt
Organism: Morus notabilis
Lineage: Eukaryota; Viridiplantae; Streptophyta; Magnoliopsida; Rosales; Moraceae
Product: protein-S-isoprenylcysteine O-methyltransferase B
Exons: 2
Coding region: 1-375 (124 amino acids)
Biological process (GO): C-terminal protein methylation
Cellular component (GO): endoplasmic reticulum; membrane
Molecular function (GO): protein C-terminal S-isoprenylcysteine carboxyl O-methyltransferase activity
Source: RefSeq, a predicted model, not a curated record
AUGUUCUUGGUAGAUAUAUUUUUUCACAUUUCCGAGUACCAUUUAGCCAUUGCCAUAUCAAACGUCACUCUCAGAUCUCUCCUCAUCGACAAACGAUACAUUAUAUUGUCGGAGUAUUUCCUUGAACUUCUUUUGAUCCCUCAAGUGAGGGAGUUCUGGUGGAUAAGCAACUUGGGGCUUGCAAUGGUUGUGGUAGGCGAAAUCAUUCGUGUGACGGCAAUCAUCACCGCCGCUAAGGCGUUCACGCUUGUUAUAAUUAGGACUCGCCGCGACGAGCGUCACAAACUAGUCACGCAGGGAAUCUACAAGUAUGUGCGAAAUCUGGGCAGUUGGUACCCAGUCUGCGUUCUUAUCCGGGAUUUUGCAAUGCUUUGA